AUGGAGAGUUCUUCUAAGCUCCCCCUUCAUCUCUGCCAUGUCCACAAGCUUUCAAUCUUCAUCAACCGGACACAUAUAUUCUUCCACUCUAUAGCUUUAGUCUUCUUGCUUUACUACAGAGCUUCUUUCUUCUUCUUCCAAGACACUACCAAAACCAAAGCAACCACCUUAGCAUGGCUUCUUGUGUUUGUCUCGGAAAUCUUCCUAUCCUUCGAGUGGCUCCUCAGCCAGUCUUUUCGAUGGCGUCCCGUUUCGCGAACCGCGUUCCCGGAGAGGCUGCCUGGUGAUGAUAAGCUCCCAGCUGUUGAUGUGUUCAUAUGCACUGCGGAUCCGGAGAAGGAACCCACUGUGGGGGUGAUGAACACUGUGUUAUCUGCCAUGGCAAUGGACUAUCCGCCAGAGAAACUUCAUGUGUAUCUGUCCGAUGAUGGUGGUGCUGCUGUGACUUUGAAGGGUAUGAGAGAGGCUUGGAGGUUUGCAAAGUGGUGGCUUCCAUUUUGUAGGAGGUAUGGGAUCAAGUGCAGGGCUCCGGAGGCUUAUUUCUCUGCAGAAGAGGAGGACGCUGAUUUUGGCGGCAGCGAGUUCAUUCAAGAGAGAGAAGAUAUUAAGCUACCAGAGUUGACGGGGGAGAUUGGGUGCAGGAGAAAUAUGAGGUUUGCCAAGUUUCCAAGUUCUUCUCAGGUUAUACAAGAAACAUCCAGUGAUGAUGCAAUUCAAGAAAAUGAAACCAAAAAUAUGCCUCUCCUUGUUUAUGUUUCUCGUGAGAAACGAAAUUCUCAUCCCCACCAUUUUAAAGCUGGAGCGCUUAAUGUUCUUCUACGGGUCUCUGGUGUGAUAAGCAAUUCUCCUUACAUAUUAGGGCUAGAUUGUGACAUGCAUUGCCAUGAUCCAAGCUCGGCUCGGCAAGCAAUGUGUUUCCAUCUUGACCCAGAGAUAUCACCCUCCCUAGCACUUGUUCAAUUCCCUCAAAAAUUUCACAACAUCAGUAAUAAUGAUAUCUAUGACAGUCAGCUGAGGUCCACAUUUUGGGUUUUGAUGGGGUUGGAGGGCCAUGUGUGUCUGGUACUGGCUAUUACAUCAAGAGGUUGUCCUUAUGUUCAAACUCCAUACAUGAAGCUAAUUACUAGUUUCACUAUUGAAUUUCAAGAUGGGGAUCCCAUGAAACCUGGACAAUCUUUUGGUCCAUCCAAUGAGUUCAUCAAAUCCCUCCACCAAAACAAAAAGCCUGAUAUGCUCAUCCACAGAAAGAAAGCAUUGCUAAAUGAAGCCCAACUUCUAGCCUCUUGUGCCUUCGAAAAUGGCACCGAAUGGGGGGAAAGAGGCAAGCCACAGUUCUUGGGCAGUGGCACCACCAAUUUGGAUGACUUUUUAGUCCAAGGGACUAGAUGGACCUCUGGGUUGGUUGAUGUUGCUAUCUCCAAGUUUUGUCCUCUUAUAUAUGGCCCUUUGAAAAACAUACACUUUCGUUCAAAGCAUGUGUUAUGCCGAACUUGCUCUUUCCCCAUUUUCUAUUUCUUGCCAUUGUGGUGCUUUGCUACCAUACCUCAGCUCUGCCUACUCAAUGGUAUUCCUUUGUACCCAGAGUUUAAAAGCCUCAAUAGUUAUGGAUGUUUGGUUGUUAUUGGCGCUAAUUGGGCACAUAUAUGGGUUCCUAUACUAACUAAAUGA
Prunus armeniaca (apricot) is the source of this 1668-nucleotide messenger RNA. The record is from the annotation of a GenBank genome assembly. Lineage: Eukaryota; Viridiplantae; Streptophyta; Magnoliopsida; Rosales; Rosaceae.